UAUUAAUUAAGUUGUUGUCAGUACUGCUGUUAUGAACUCAUAAUGAGGUGUACAUAUUGAUAUUUAUAAUAGUUAUACUGAUGGUAAUCGUGUUACAAAUUUAAUGUAGUGUUGCAGUUCCUGCCUGUGACCACUAGGGGGCAGUGAACACUCGCGUUUGUGAAUAAACUACAAGGCUGGUCUGAGCCAACGAAGAGUCUAAUUAUUUUAUUGUUAAAGAUAAAAUUCACAAUAGUAUUGACAUGAUUAAACCUAUCUAUGUAAUUCUCACAAAAGUAAAAAAAACCCUUUUGUAAUCUCUUUUCCAUUUUGCUGCCUUCAGGUGCUCCUCGUAAACUUUGCCUCGAGUGCAUAUGCCGUUUCCCACAAUCCCUUGCGGCACAACUGUACCACACAUUUGAUUAAGGGGCAACACUGCUACGCCGGGAAUCUUGCCAAAAUUUCGAAUUAUUCAGCCUCCCCGUCGAGAUGAUGUGCGACACGACGAACCGAAGUUUCCGGGCGCAGUUAGCCGCCGUGCUGGACAAGCUAACGAAGGCGGCUCUGGUGGAAAUAGGCAACCUGGCUGACGAGUGCUCCUCCGUCCUUCACACCGAGAUAUCGCUGCACAAGACCGAGAACGAGGCGCUGAAGAAGAGGUGCUACUUACUGGAGGUCCAGCUGAGAGCAGCGAGGGAGGCGCAGACUUACCCUGCACAUGUCAACAGUGUCAGCAGCAGCCGACACCCAUCAGACGUCCCCAUUUCACAUCUGCUUCUUCCUCCAGAACAGCAGCAGCAGCCUGCUCCAGCCAUUGAUGGCGUUUUCGGAAAGGACUGGUGCAUGGAUCUGUGGAGAGAGGACAAACUCCCGCCUCAAAGGAAAGAGGCAGUGGAGCCUGCUGCGAUGACGAGCAUGGUGCCACAGGCAAUAGACCUAAUGGAGCGAGAACCUGAUCUCAUCUUUGUUAAGGAGGAGACGUAUGAUGAUCCCAUUGGCCAGCAGAUGAGGCUCACAGAUAACAGAAAAGUGGCUGGAAUCUUUGACGAGGACAGCAUGCUUCACAGAUCUGUUGAUGAGCUGCAGCUUCACUCAGGUGAAUUAAACAACUACCCCAUGACGGCUGACACUCAAACACAACAGCGCACGCAGCCAACCAUUAUGGACAAGCUGAUCGACGAUGCAACAAUGAGCACAAUGGUGGACAACACCAAUUCUUCCUCGGCCACCACAGAAUACUCAGACUACACGAACAAUAUCCACAUGAACGCAACCAAAGAACCCAACGUUCAGCCAAGACCCAUGAAACCUGCCAAACGGUUCGAGUGCUUAUUCUGCGGGAAGAUAUUCAACUAUCUGAGCAGUUUAAAAGUCCACAUCCGGCGACACUCCGGCGAGAAGCCGUUCAGCUGCACGGUGUGCGGGAAGCGCUUUGCUCAGAAGACGUACCUGAAGCUGCACCAGCGCGUUCACUCGGGGGAGAAGCCUUACAGCUGUCCGGACUGUGGCAAAAGUUUCUCCCAGAAAAGCUCUCUGAACAUACAUCUUCGAACGCACACCGGGGAGAAGCCUUACAGCUGUGUGGACUGUGGGAAAUGUUAUGCAUACAAGUACGGUUUAAAUCACCACCAGUGUUUCAACUGAGAGAUCGAACCAUGCUGUCUGAUCUGAACUUCAAUGAACUCUUGUUGGCUCAAAAUGUGCCAGCACGUCUAUAGGAAAUGUGGAUGGAAACUGUAGAUUUGAAAUACUCCGUCUGCAUCAAAGGAAGGCUUGUGUUAUAGCCUGUAUGGUUAACGGUGCUGCUGUAAAAAUAUUAGUUUGUUUGACGUGUUUUUAGCUUUACUGCUGAUAGAAAUGUUGCUGCAGCCAAACAAGAGAACAAAGAAUAUCUGUCCUCUCUAAUGUAGAAUUAGAUUUGGUGGGAUUCAGUUUAUUUGACAGGUUGCGGGGGCAGGUCAUUGUUGAAUUUAUGAUGCCCUCAACAAGCCUUUAAACUCAACUUCACGACAUGUUGUGAUAGAUAAGAGUCACGGAUCUGAUGAGACUUAUUUGCUGCUUCCAUGUAAUGUGAAGUGCUCAUUGAAACUAAGGCAAAAAUACUUCCAUUGUAUCCAGGGUUCCCACAUGGACAAAAUUUCAAAACUUUUUAUGACUUUUCUAGCACCCAUGAUGAAAUUUCCACGACUGUUCACAAUGUAGAACAUGAACAAGGCACCUUUUUGAAAAACGCAGUACAAAUUCUAAGUAGUAGAUAUAGAAAAUUUGGGACUCAUGAUCCCACAUGUUAAAUAACAGCAUCACAUUAAAGAUAAACACUCAGUGUAGAAGUCCAUAGUACAGGCAGCCAGUCCAAAAAUGCACCUGAGGCCCUCUGACUGUAGUUCAAAAUCUUUUAUUAGUACAUGAAUAACCACAAGUUUCGACUAGAGAGUUCUCAUCAGGGUGUAAAACAUGUGAGGGUCAUGUGACACAGGUCAGGUGAUAUAUUGGUUUAGCCCCACUAGACAAAAAACCACACUGACAGAAAUGCGUGUCUUCAAGUGACUCUUUGCCCAUCCUUGAAGAGCACCUGAUUUUAUUUUAUUCUAACGACACAGCUUUUAACCCAGUGCAGCACUUCCUUUUUUCCUCCAACUCUGUCACAUUAUUUGCCUCUUACUCACUCUACAUAUCAGAUUCAAACUUUAGUCGCACAUAAUUCCAGCUAGCCAGCACAUGAGGAAGGGGAGGCAGAGUGUUAGGAAAAUAAGGAAGAAACAUAUGUGAUGGUAAACAUUGACAUAGAGCUGCUUUAUGUUAACAGCUACAGAAGAUAAAGUUGCCGUCAUGCUUCAUUACAUGGAGGGUUAUCCAUGAAAGAUUACUGUAACAAUUAAUUUAUUUUACACACAAUAUUCUAGGAGUUUUUCAAAAGUUUCAAGAUCCAUGACACUCCCAAACCUGGAAAAUGAGAUUGUAAAAUUCCAUGACUUUUUCAGGUUUUCAGUGACCGUGGGAAUCCUGUGGUGUCCAUCGCAUGUUGUCGUACGGCUGCCGAACAGAUAAUACAUACCUCAGUGUCAUAUUUCAUGCCACCAAAGGCCUGUGUCGAAUAAUGCCAAAAUAAGUCGGACUACUGUUCCACUGUUUGCACACAUGUAGCAUAAACCUUCAAAUCUACCUCUUCACAACAGUGUGGAAGUAAAACAACCUCCUCUGUUUGCUUCAUUACCCAGCUCUCACCUCUGCUUUGUAUUUCACAUGUCAUGCCUAAUCUGUUGUCGUUUAAUUAAACAGAAAGAGGGCAGCUCUGUCUGUUUGUGAAACACAACUGUUAUGAAAUAUUGAUGUGUGUUGGUUACAUAAUCCUCAAAUGAGAUCCAGAAAUGGUGUUACUGUUAAAACUAAAUGUAUUUGUGUGGCUGCAUCAUAAUUGUAGAAAGAAAUGUUGUCAGUGUACAGUCAAGCCAAAUGUUCAUUAUUUUUUUGUUUUAAUUUCUGUUUUAAGAAGUCACAUAUUUUAUUAUGUAAUGAACUUUCAUCACACUUGAACAGAGCAGUUACUUCUACUGAGCACUUCCACCGAUUAGCCGUAACAUCAAAACUGCUGUGAGUGAAUGACAUUGGUAAUGUCCUGCUGGGAAACCUUGGGCCCUGGCAUUCAUGUGGAUGCAACUUGACACGCACCACCCACCCAAAUACCAUUGCGGGCCAAGUACACGCCCUCCCAGAUGGCAGUACCCCCCACCCCCGAGCAUGACAGCGUGCUAUGCCACACCUCAAAAACUGCUCAGGAACAUGACAAAGAGCUCAAGGCAUCAAACUGACCUCCAAAUACCCCAGACCCCAACACAAACUAGCAUCUGUGGGACGUGCCGGAAAAAGUCGAUCCAUGGAGGCCCUAACUUGCAACCCCCAGGACACCCUGGUGCCAGAUACCUAAGGAGGCCACAUGACGCAUGACCUCUGGGGUACCGGCAUGUCCCGCAGAUGCUCAAUCAGAUUUGGAUGUGGGGAAUCUGGAAGCCUGGUUGACACCUUAAGCUCUUUGUCACAUUCCUCGUGGCAUGCGUGAGCACUUUUUCGGUCAUCGGGGAGUGCUGUUGCCAUGACGGGGUAUACUUGGGUCUGCCAUGGUGUUUAAGUAUGUGGCGGGUCAUCCAAAUGAAUGUGAGGACCUCAAGGUUGCCCAGCAGAACAUUGUAUUGCAACAAUCAAUGUUACUCACUUCACCUGUAAGUGGGUUUAAUGUCAUGGCUAAUUUUGUCUGUAAUAAUAUGAUUCCCUUGAAUGCACCACACUGACCUAGCCUAGUGAAUUAUGGCUGCCCAAGAAAGAAAUCUUGUGCUGUUGAUUUUUUUUCCCCCGUUUUCACUCAGACCUGCAUGCCCCUUAUGGAGCCCCGUUCUGAUUGUCAAAGUUGAACAUGUAAACUCAGCUGUAAAACUGAUUCCUCAAGGUGAAGACAACUUCAGUAUAGAUUAGACAACGAAUAACUCACACUUUAAAAGGAGAGUUCUAUCUAAUAAAAGUUUAAUAAAA
Messenger RNA from Epinephelus fuscoguttatus (brown-marbled grouper), 4503 nucleotides. RefSeq names its product zinc finger protein 157. Bases 469 to 1623 code for a protein of 384 amino acids. Lineage: Eukaryota; Metazoa; Chordata; Actinopteri; Perciformes; Serranidae. Gene Ontology annotation, molecular function: DNA-binding transcription factor activity, RNA polymerase II-specific; RNA polymerase II cis-regulatory region sequence-specific DNA binding. The record is from RefSeq and is a predicted model, not a curated record. Gene Ontology annotation, biological process: regulation of transcription by RNA polymerase II. The transcript has 4 exons.